UUGUGUUGGGCCCAUAACAACCAUAUUUUUCAUUUUCAUUUUUACAAUAAUGUGGCUCAAACGGGGGCCUAUUCUGGACAGGGAACUUUGAUGGCACUGGCAUCGUUUGCAGAAGGAAAACAAGUAGACAAGAUUAGAUCUGCUGCAUUGUUAAGCCCUGUAGCCUACUUAAGCCAUAUGACCACUGCACUUGGAGUUGUAGCUGCUAGAUCCUUCGUCGGUGAAAUCUCCACAGUUUUUGGUCUUGCUGAAUUCUAUCCCAAAGGGAAGGAAGUAAGCAAAUUCCUCAAGUCCUUGUGCGCCUUUCCUGGGCUGGACUGUUAUGACAUGCUAACUGCACUUACUGGAAAGAAUUGUUGUCUAAACGUGUCCACUGUCGAGAUUUUCUUGAAGAAUGAACCUCAAUCAACUGCAACUAAAAACUUAGUUCAUUUGGCUCAAACUGUCCGGGAUGGAAUCUUGUCAAAGUAUGAUUACGGAAAUGCCAAUUUCAACGUGGAACAUUAUGGAGAAGCAAAGCCCCCGGUUUAUGAUUUGAGAAAAAUUCCUCAUGAUUUCCCCCUGUUUUUGAGUUAUGGAGGCCAAGAUGCUCUCUCCGAUACUAGAGAUGUGGCGACUUUACUUGAUAUUCUUAAGCUGCAUGACGUAGACAAGCUUCAUGUACAGUUCAUCAAGAAUUUUGCGCAUGCGGACUUCAUUAUGGGGGUAACGGCUAAGGAUACAGUUUACAAUCAAAUU
Olea europaea var. sylvestris is the source of this 738-nucleotide messenger RNA. RefSeq names its product triacylglycerol lipase 2-like. The annotation marks the transcript as partial. Lineage: Eukaryota; Viridiplantae; Streptophyta; Magnoliopsida; Lamiales; Oleaceae. The record is from RefSeq and is a predicted model, not a curated record. The transcript has 5 exons.